Molecule: messenger RNA, 1348 nt
Organism: Balearica regulorum gibbericeps (East African grey crowned-crane)
Lineage: Eukaryota; Metazoa; Chordata; Aves; Gruiformes; Gruidae
Source: RefSeq, a predicted model, not a curated record
AUUUGAGAACUCUGUCAGACAUAUCAAUGCAACUUUGGAUGUUCUUCCUGUUAAAGGACCUCAGGGUCCUCCAUUACCUGUAAAAACUGAUGAUCUGGUUCAGAAUAAAUCGGAUGCUCAACAGACUUGGGCUGUUAAACCUGAGUACUUGUCUUUGACAUCUCCUUCUAUUAGUGGAACAGCAGACACUGGACAUGUACAAAUUGUCAACAAUUCUAAUAGGAUGUUGACAUUUGAGCUUUCAUGGCCAGCUCACUGCCUUACUAUCACCCCACAACAUGGAGUUAUUGAACCAGAGAGCAGUACACUAAUUCUGGUGAGUCCUAAUCCAUCGCUUGCCACAAAGCCUUCAUUAAUUCCUUGGAGUGGCCUAAUCUAUAUUCAUUGUGAUAACGGACAAAAGUUUAUUAAAGUGCAGAUUCGGGAGGCAGUCGCACAGAGUGUGUCUGGAGCAGACUUUCCAUCUAGAAGACGUGCUAUAUUUACUCCACAGUCUGAAAGUCCUACCGUUCAUGUGGCAAAACCUCUUUCAGUGCUCCCUUUAACAAAAAUGGAAAUAAAGAACAGAACCAUUGUUUUUCCUAAAACAAGACCUGGCCAAAGCUCAGAGAGUUACCUGGAAAUGGAGAAUAAAGGGGAUCAAAAUCUGAAGUGGCAUUUGUCAUCUUUUGCACCACCUUAUGUUAAAGAUGUGGAUGGAACUGGGUGUGUUUAUAGGGGUUCUUACUCCGCUUUUAGAUGUUCCAGUGUUUCUGGUACUCUGGAGGCUCACGGAGAAGAGAAGGUUGCUGUAAUCUUUUUACCUAGAGAUAACGGGGAUUACUCCCAGUUCUGGGACCUCGAGUGUCACCCAGUUGAAAAACCUAGUUGGAAACACAAAUUAAGAUUUCAGCUUUCUGGAGCAUGUACUAAAACAGAAAAUGAAACUUCAAUUGUGAAAGCUUCUGCAAGUGCCCUCACAAAAACUGAGCUUCCAGUUAUACCAGAAAUGAAGAUUUACUCUGAAGCACAUACAAUUAAAGCCGGACAAAAUGAGAUAAUUCGAGGGGUAUAUGCACCAGAAGACCUGUACACUUUUCCUCCAACUAGAGUUGGGGAAUCAUGCACGUUAAAGGUCAACUUGCGGAAUAAUUCCUUUACAACACACUUGCUGAAAUUUUUAAGUCCCGGAGAGCCUUUCUACAUCAAGCACUCAAAAUAUUCUCUAAGAUCCCAUCAUUACAUCAAUGUGCCAGUCCAGUUCAAGCCAAAGGCAGAAGGAAAAUUUGAAAGUUUCUUCAUUGUGCUGACAACCAAAUAUGGCUCGGUUAAUAUUCGGCUAUGUGGUAAUGCUAUUGCAAAAAAAUAG